UCAGCUCUCACAGACUAUGUGCCAGGAAAAGAUUGUCUGCUCUGAGCUAGCAGGCCCCUAAGGGGUACUGUGUCCCGGCUGCUUCAGACUAGGAAGCAACGCGCUUAGAGUCAAGGGAACAAUGGAUCAAAAUGGUCAUCAGCCAAGACAGGAGAGACCCAGCGUUCGCCUGGAAAAGUUGCAGCACUGGGCAAGACGCAGGCAGAGUGGACACCUGCUGGUGCUGGCGGUGAGCCAACUGUGGCUGGCAAUAGUCAUGGUACCCUUUACUAUCUCCCUUGCGUGCUUGAAGUCGGCUUGUCAAAUGGCCACAGCAAUGCCACUUUGGUCUGGAGCCUCGGGUCUCCUCACUGGGCUUAUCACCCUCGAGCUUCGAAGAGCACCUCGUAUCUGGAAGGUGCGGGCCAUGAUGAUAUCCAACACACUCAACCUGCUCUUGGGAUUCAUUGUGGUGGUGACAGAGGUGAUGAAGACAGCCUUGGGGCCUGCCUCGACUGACCCCUCCCAGGUACUGGUGAAGAAGGACAAAGGUUCCAGGGAGGAGAAAGGGCAGAAGAAAAUAGGGACUGUGCCCAUGAACGCAUCCUCACCCUGCUACCUGCAGUUGACAGGGUUGCUGGUGCUAGAGCUCAGUGCUGAGGCCUUCACCCUAGCGGCAGUGCUGGUCUCAACAUACGCCCUGUUCUUGCUGAGCCAGAGAAAGCCGGGAUGCUUCAAGAAAUCAAGUCUGAACUACCAGGAGCUACAGGAGGGCCUCCCUGAGGUGGAGGAGGUUUCUGGUUUGGAGAACAGUCCCGUGGUGGCUAGCACAGGAAGUAGAACAGAUGAGUGAGUGGGCAAGACAGGUGCCACUGUCUCCCUACGCCAAGGGGGGCAUUCUCCAGCCACUUCUGCAUCAUGGCCCUCCCUUGGACUACAACUGGACUCCCCCAAAACAUGCAUGAAGCCCGGAGGAGUGCCCUUACUUUCCCCUCAAACCAGGCCCGUUUCUCUUCUCUUUCCUACUAGAGGAAGAUAAUAUCUGGACUAGUGACUUCCCUCACCUCACUCCUUGUCAAGCUGCUUCCUCCUCGCAUUCUUCGCCUUCUUCCUCCCUGCCUCUCCAUCCAGCUUCCCAUCUGCCUCAUCUCACUGUUUUUUGUUUUUGUUUUGUCUGUUCACCUUUCACAAUACCAUCCACUCCGAGCCGGGUUGCUGCACCGGCCAACACAGAAUCCGCGUCGGUUGUGCUCCAGGUCUCCCUUGGAUCCGGGUCCUGCCUAAUUUACCAGAGACUACAAAUCCCAGGAUGCCCCGCUACCCCGUGACCUACUGGAAAAUAAAGAGCCUUCUCUCGG
Molecule: messenger RNA, 1337 nt
Organism: Psammomys obesus (fat sand rat)
Lineage: Eukaryota; Metazoa; Chordata; Mammalia; Rodentia; Muridae
Gene: Tmem253
Product: transmembrane protein 253
Exons: 7
Coding region: 122-832 (236 amino acids)
Source: RefSeq, a predicted model, not a curated record